Molecule: messenger RNA, 1977 nt
Organism: Aureobasidium vineae
Lineage: Eukaryota; Fungi; Ascomycota; Dothideomycetes; Dothideales; Saccotheciaceae
Source: the annotation of a GenBank genome assembly
AUGUCUGUCAAUGUGUCUUCGGACACAGAAAGACAGUCUAGCCAUGAGCUCUACAUGUUCAAUGAUAUUGUCCACUCUCUAUCAUGGUCGAACAUCACACUGACCGUGGAGGACCGCUUGACUAAGGAACCCAAGGACUUGGUCAGCAAUGUUGGUGGCCAUGUCAAGGCUGGUAAGUCUUUGGCUACCUUUCUCCAGGAGAUGGUUUCACUGACACUCUAUCAAGGGGAGGUUUUGGCACUCAUGGGCCCUUCCGGCAGUGGAAAGACGACUCUCCUGAACAUCCUUGCUAGUCGUACCUCUGGAACUAACGGAACUGUGGCCGUCAAUGACGCUCGCGUAUCAGCUCCGGUCUACAAGAAGCUCACGUCUUUUGUUGAGCAAGAGGAUGCACUUGUGGGUUCCCUGACUGUCCGAGAGACUAUGAACUUUGCAGCUCGUCUUGCCCUCCNNCCAGGUAUGCUUAGCAUCUCUUUAUCGUCAACACGUAUCACUGACACAGCAAGAUCUGUUUUGAAAAACGAAAAGGGUAGCAGAGUCCAGAGCUUGAUCGACAGCUUUGGUCUCAAGAAGCAAGCUGAUACUCUGAUCGGCACACCCAUCCGCAAGGGCAUCUCAGGAGGCCAGAAGAGACGUGUCAGCGUCGCGAGCCAACUGAUUACCGCACCCAAAAUCCUGUUCUGCGACGAACCCACCAGCGGACUCGACUCUGUGGCCAGCUUCGAGGUCAUCUCCCUGCUGAAGAAGUAUGCUCAGCAGCACCAGCUCAUCGUUGUAGCCAGUAUCCACCAACCAUCAGCCGCCACAUUUAAGCUCUUCGACAAGCUGCUACUACUAUCUCAGGGUCAGACCUGUUACUUCGGCCCUGUUCCAGGUGUUGCACCCUACUUUGCCAGCCUCGGCAUGCCGGUUCCAGAUCUCAUGAAUCCCUCGGAGCACAUUCUCGACCUAACAAACACCGACUUCGACUCAGAAGAUGACGAGGAAAACACUGCCACCCAUCGUCUUCUCACUAUCCAAUCUGCAUGGAAGGCGCAUGGCAAUAAUCAGAACAGAGUUUCUUUUAGACUCGAGAAGAGCGAGACUUUGAUAGGCUCUCGAGGACCUGGUCUGGCUCAUGAUCUAGGCAUACCUAUCACUCUGCUGCACCGUCUCUUCCUCAAAUCCUAUCGCGACAUUGUCACCUACUGGAUUCGUGUCGCCAUGUACAUGGGUCUUGCAAUCAUGAUGGGCACUGUCUGGCUCCGGCUCAGUACCAUCCAAAAAGACAUUCAGUCUUUCGUCAAUGCACUCUUCUUCGGUAGUGCCUUCCUGAGCUUUAUGGCUGUCGCUUAUGUGCCUGCCUUCCUCGAGGACAGAGCCAUUUUCGUCAAAGAGCGUGCCAACGGCCUGUACGGACCUUUAUCAUUCGUCGUGUCCAACUUCCUCAUCGGCCUGCCCUUCCUCUUCCUCAUAUCCAUCCUCUUCGCUGCCGUCACCUACUGGCUCAUCAACUUCCGUCCUGACGCCACUGCCUUCUUCGUCCACGUCAUGUGGCUCUUCCUGGACUUGGUCGCGGCUGAGAGCCUGGUUGUCCUCGUCUCAUCUCUCUUCCCCAACUUCAUCAUUGCUCUCGCCCUCGUGGCGUUCGCCAAUGGCCUCUGGAUGUCUGUUGGCGGGUUCCUCGUGCCUACUGGAAGCCUCAAUGUCUUUUGGCGUUAUGUUUUCCACUACAUCGACUACCAGGCCUAUGUCUUCCGCGGCAUGAUGGUCAAUGAGUUUGACGGCCGCAUUUAUCUUUGUGCUGGCAACGUUGUUACUGGAUGUUCUUGUGCCUACGAGAGUGAACUUUCGGGUCAGUGCAAGAUCGAUGGCCGGGCUGUGCUGCAAUACUACGAUUAUCCCACUGGCCAGUUGGGCAAGACUGUCGGCAUCAUGGUUGGCAUCAUUGCUGUCUAUCGUGUGCUUGGAUACCUGGUCUUGCGCUUCAGAAAGUAG